AUGAAAAGCAAAAUAAAACUUUUUACUUUUGCCACUAACACACCCCUCGACAUCAAAGGGUAUUUCGAAGCUUCAGUUGAAUCAGGAACAAAAAUUACCACAGCCCAAUUUUAUGUGAUAAACACUGAUGCUGGAUGUCUAAUAAGUGGAAACACUGCAAUUGAUCUUGGGUUAUUAAAGCUAAACAAAAUUGCAUUUGUUACAUCUCGACCUGAAACCCAUCAACCUAAGAAAAAUGCUCCAACAAAUAGCAAGUCUAGACCUAAAAGAUUGAGAACCGUAUUUUCGAAAUAUGAUAAUUUAUUCCAAGGAAUCGGAAAAGUCCCAGAUUACAAAGUCCAUUUACACAUUGAUAAAACUGUCCAACCCACAAUUCAAAAAGCCCGAAGAAUCCCAUUUACAAUGAGAACCAAACUAUCAGAAGAACUGCGACGUCUUGAAUCAUUAGAUAUUAUUGAAAGUGUAACAGGCCCCACGUCGUGGGUAUCUCCCAUUGUUUGUUUCCCAAAACCCAACAAUCCCGACCAAAUUCGUCUUUGUGUUGACAUGCGUAUACCCAAUAAAGCCAUUUCACGGGAACGUCACCCUUCUCCCACAACUGAAGAUUUAAUUGAAAAACUAAAUGGUGCUGCAUAUUUCUCAAAACUUGAUCUAAGCUCUGGGUACCAUCAACUAGAGUUGGAUGAAGCUUCGCGUGACAUAACUACAUUUGCAACUCAUGAAGGUCUCAAAAGAUAUAAACGUUUGAACUUUGGCACAAAUAGUGCUGCUGAGAUAUUUCAAAAUGUCAUUCAGACCACAUUCCAAGAUAUUGACGGUUGUAUAAACAUAAGCGACGACAUACUAGUUUUUGCCAAAACACAACAUGAACAUGGCAUGACAUUAGAAUCUGUUCUACAGCGUGCUAAUGAAAAGAAUUUAAGAUUCAACGAUGACAAAUGUGAAUUUGAUAAACCAAGCAUCACGUUUUAUGGUCAUGUUUUCUCGAAGCAGGGUAUAUCCCCAUGUCCUAAAAAGAUCGAAGCGAUCAAGUCUCUAAAACCUCCAGCGAAUGUUUCUGAACUUCGUAGCUAUUUAGGAAUGAUAACAUAUUGCGGCAGAUUUAUCCAAGAUCUUGCAACACUGACUGCCCCAUUACGUAAACUUACAAAGAAGGACAUAGAAUACGAAUGGAAAGAAUCACAACAACGUGCGUUUGAUACAUUACAAGAAAGAUUGA
Messenger RNA from Paramuricea clavata, 1219 nucleotides. The record is from the annotation of a GenBank genome assembly. Lineage: Eukaryota; Metazoa; Cnidaria; Anthozoa; Malacalcyonacea; Plexauridae.